GCGGCUUAUCCUUAAAUGCCUUUAAAAGCAAUUUUACCGCAUACAUACACACACCUGACCGGAGAAGAUCGAAGGAGAGAGAGCAUUUUCAAAGAGAAGAACUGUUUAGAAGCGGAGCUAAGAAGCCGUCUUAGACGUAAAAAAAGCAAAAUUUCAAAUAUGAGUAAAAGAGGUAUCUUAGAGCGCCUGGCAGAGGGAGUGGUGAUUGGUGAUGGAGGCUUUGUGUUUGCCCUGGAGAAGCGUGGCUAUGUGAAGGCGGGACCAUGGACUCCUGAGGCCACAGUGGAGCAUCCAGAAGCUGUUCGCCAGCUUCAUCGAGAAUUUCUCCGGGCAGGUUCAGAUGUGAUGCAAACAUUCACAUUCUAUGCCAGUGAUGACAAACUGGACAACAGGGGAAAUGAGGCAGCAUCAAAACACAGCGGAGCUAAAAUAAACCAGGCUGCGUGUGAGAUUGCCCGUGAAGUAGCCAAUGAGGGGGAUGCCCUUGUUGCAGGGGGAAUAUGCCAAACCCCAAGCUAUCUCUCAGGAAAGACCAAAGCAGAAGUUCAGCAAGAAUUCAGAAAGCAGCUUGAUGUUUUUAUCAAAAAUGACGUCGAUUUCAUGAUUUGUGAGUAUUUUGAACAUGUGGAGGAAGCAGAAUGGGCAGUAGAGGUGUGUAAGGAAAUGGGAAAACCAAUAGCUGCCAACCUGUGUAUUGGUCCAGAGGGCGACAUGCAUGGUAUAUCUACAGGAGAGUGUGCCGUCCGUCUUGCCAAAUGUGGGGCAGACAUUGUUGGCGUCAAUUGUCAUUUUGAUCCCUUUGUCUCCCUUGAAGCGAUUCGUCUGAUGAAGGAAGCUCUGGACAAGGAAGGACUGAAGCCCUACCUCAUGUGUCAGCCACUAGCCUAUCAUACACCAGACUGCAACAAGCAGGGUUUCAUCGACCUCCCAGAGUUCCCAUUUGCAUUGGAGCCACGCCUGUCCACAAGAUUUGACAUGCACAAGUAUGCGCGCCAGGCCUAUGACCUGGGAGUACGUUACAUUGGCGGUUGCUGUGGGUUUGAGCCGUAUCACAUCAGAGCUGUGGCUGAGGAACUGGCAGAGGAGAGGGGAUGUAAACCAAAGGGCUCAGAAAAGCACGGCGUAUGGGGCAGCGAAUUGCGCAUGCACACCAAGCCGUGGGUCCGAGCAAGGGCCCGUCGUAACUACUGGGAAAGCUUGAAUCCAGCCAGUGGACGGCCAUACUGUGCAUCCAUGUCUAAGCCUGCAGCAUGGGGUAUCACUCAGGGACACAAGCAUUUGACUCAACAUACGGAGGCAACCACCACUGAUGAGCUCAGUGAACUGUAUUCCUUCAAGAGUUGAACAUGUUGACAUAAUAGCACUAAAGUGCACUUUCAGUGUGUAAAAAUGAGCACAAAAAGACAUUCCAGAUGAACCUAUGUCUGCAGCACCCCAACUUUUGUUGGUUUUUAAAAUACUUUAUCUGAAGGUUUUAUGGGGGAAGUUUUCUCUUUUAAAAAUAUGUUGAUUGAAAUUCAAUCAUUUUAUUUGAAACCAGUAAUUAUUGACAUGUUAUUAAUGAUUGUACAUUGUUUCUAAUAUUAUUGAUUUUAAAGGACAUCAAAAUUGAUCAGGUUUUACUGUAAAAUUUUAACAUUAACAUUUGCUAAUGUAUGUAACAUAUCAAUUUUAUAAUAAACUAUUAUUUUACUG
Molecule: messenger RNA, 1695 nt
Organism: Lingula anatina
Lineage: Eukaryota; Metazoa; Brachiopoda; Lingulata; Lingulida; Lingulidae
Product: betaine--homocysteine S-methyltransferase 1
Biological process (GO): L-methionine salvage
Cellular component (GO): cytosol
Molecular function (GO): zinc ion binding; betaine-homocysteine S-methyltransferase activity
Source: RefSeq, a predicted model, not a curated record